Molecule: messenger RNA, 1058 nt
Organism: Nelumbo nucifera (sacred lotus)
Lineage: Eukaryota; Viridiplantae; Streptophyta; Magnoliopsida; Proteales; Nelumbonaceae
Biological process (GO): male meiotic nuclear division; female meiotic nuclear division
Source: RefSeq, a predicted model, not a curated record
ACUUCACUUUAGCUCCCUCCUGCCGUUGACUGAUUCCUUCUACUGCAUCACCUUCUCCUCACUUUUUAAAAAUUUUCUCACUUUAAAUACUACAACCAUUCCAUUUCCUUCCUCAUCAGUUCACACCAUGGCGUACAGUAGCAAUCUAUGUUAUCCCUACCCUUCCCUAGCUUGGGAUAUCCACAACAUUGGAGUUUUCAACGCAGACAUGUCUAUGGUUAUGGAGUCCACCGAAGCAUUCCUCUCGUCGCCGGCCGAUUUAUCGACUGGGUAUCUACAGGAUGCAUUGGUCGAGUGGAGUGACCGGUUUAAGCGAAGACGGUUGCAGUUUUCCAGCAAUGAUCAAACAAGUUUUGAUUUCGAUCAUCUUCUACAGAGCUACUCCAACUCGAAUUGCACCGAAAACCCACUUAAGAAUUAUAACUGCUUGAGCCAGCAGACCACCGAAAUCAAUGGAGUUUCAGGAGAUGAACUGUUAAACUCUUCAGCAAUGAGCAGCAUCAGCGAUGAAGAAACAAUAGUCUCGGAGAUAAAAACAACCGAAGAGACAAUGUCAGCCCCAGAAACGUUAACACACGGUUCUUCAGGCUCCUCUUGCAAGAACCCACAGAAGCCAAGCUCAUGCACAUAUGACAAAGACAACCUACUGAUCUCAAGAUACCCUUUAUCUUCUUCUGAAGGCCGCUGUCAAAGGAAGAGGAAAGUAAUAACAGGCGUGGCGUACCCAUUUGCACUGGUAAAGCCUGGAGGAGUUGAAGGGGACGUGACGCUGAAUGACAUAAACCAGAGGAUUCUCAUGCCUCCGACUAGGCCUGUCCGGCACCCCGUGGGGGACUUCGCUUGCCGUCCGUGCGUUUCUCCGUCCGGAACCGGUCUCUCCGGGAAGGCCGUCGUUGCACUAACCAGAAUCCACACACAAGGGAGAGGAACAAUCACAAUUAUUAGAACAAGAGGUUGAUGAGUGAUUGCUAAAGCUUAAUUCAUAUAUGGUUGUUAAUUAUGUAUAAUUUUCAUUAAUUAAUUGUGUAUAGAUAUUAUCAUUUAUCUACAUAUGUAAA